UCACUGUCAGUCUUAAAUUAUCCAUGUCGAAAAUGUCAAAAACACUGCCAGUUGUCACUAAUGUGUCCCGCGCAAGUGCGAAAAAGGGAGUGUAAUGUGUAUUAUUCCCGCCAAGUAUCUGUCAAAUGAGCAAAAAUCGGGAGAGUUUACGGCUGUAUUAUAUUGAUUUUAUUUUAUUUAAUGGUAGUUAUUGGUAAUCAUUAAUACUUUUAUUAAGAAAAAUGUCGAAUCAGGAAGAAAGUGACGAAAAUUGGACUGCUGCUAUGGACGAUUUAUGUUCGCAAUUAAAUGUAGAUCCAGGGGCUACAAAAAAAUCGAAAGAUUCAUUUGCUGAAAUAAAGCGAAACUUUACUUUAGAGGGUGACUCCUUACAUUGGAUGGCAUGUGCACUUUAUGUUGCAUGCAGAACAUCUAUCACACCUACAGUUGAAUCAGGGAAGGCAGUAAAAGGGAACUGUGUUAGUUUAACGAGAUUACUUAGAUUAUGUAAUAUAAGUCUCAUUCAAUUUUUCACUAAAAUCAAGAACUGGAUGGAUAUGACUUUAAUGCCAUCUGAUUUUAAAGACAAAAUCAGUAGAUUAGAGCACAAAUUUGCUGUAUCAACAAUUUUAUUUAGAAAAUUUCAACCACUGUUUCAAGAAAUCUUCAUGGGAUUAACAAAUGAACCAGUAAAAACAAAGAGUAGCAAAAAACAGAAACUUCAACCUUGCAGUACCAAUGCAUUAUUUAACUUCACUUGGUGCCUCUACAUAAGUGUAAAAGGAGAGUUCCACAAUUCAGCUGAUGAUCUUGUGGACAUGUACCAUUUGCUUUUGUCUUGUUUAGACUUUAUAUAUGCUAAUGCAUUCAUGGCGGACCGAAGGGAUAUAUUGAAUCCUAAUUUUAGAGGUCUCCCAAGUGACUGGUCAGAAGAUGACUAUGAACAACCAAAUCAUCCACCCUGUAUAAUAUCAAUACUGUGCGAACUAAAAGAUGGACUUGCAGUGCAGGCCAGGACUAUGAAGGACUACAGCUGGAAUAGAGUUAUCAAAUCAUUCUUUGAAAAAGGAAUUUUAAAUGGCGACAGUGAAGAUCAUUUAGGCGUAUUAGAUAUUGGAAACUUUGAUGUUAAUGUGAAAUCAUUAAACAAUUUAUAUGAGACCUAUGUGCUCAGCGUUGGAGAAUUUGACGAAAGAAUAUUUUUAGGUGACCAUGCUCAAGAACACAUCGGUACUAUCAAGAAAGUUUCCGAUACUGAAAUAUCACAAGUCAUAGCCAAUUUUGGACCGAGUAACAAAGGCUGCCCGGACACGCCUUUAACGGGGCGGAGGUACCUCGGACGAAGAGCUGAAGAGCUUACCCCGGUGUCGGAAGCAAAUAACAGUUUAGCCCGAUUGGCGGCUUUCCUCAGGCAAUCGAAGCCGCAACCCUCCGCUUGUCUUAUGAAACUAUUUGCGGAAUGCGGCGUAACCGACGAAACAAUAACGAAGAAAGUGAUAGAACCUUGCAACACUUGGAUGGAACAGUUUGCUGAAAGCCUUUUAGAGAAUCAAUGUAGUUCCGAAACGAUAGCCUACAGAUGCAAUAUGGUCACGUGUUUAUAUUACAAGGUCUUCGAACAUAUAUUACGCGAAGAGCAUCGGAAGAAGCCACAGGUUUCUUUGCAGGUUCUAUUAUCACAAGAGACAUAUCAAUUGACAGUUUAUGCGUGUUGUACUGAGGUAGUGCUACACUCAUAUGGGGUCCAUUCGUUGAGGUUCCCGCGGGUCCUGCAAAUAUACAACCUGAGCGCUUUUCACUUCUACAAGAUCAUUGAGCUGGUUGUUAAGGCUGUGGUGGAGAAGUUAAGCAGAGAUGUCAUCAAACAUCUAAACGCUGUCGAAGAGCAAGUACUGGAGUCACUAGUCUGGACCUCAGAUAGUCCGCUGUGGGACCAACUGGAUAAUACAUCUGUUCCGCCCUCCGCUAAGGUCACGAUACCUGAGUCACCGUUAAGGAGAGGUAUCCAUUCACCAAUGUCGACGGCUGACCGAUACCCUCCAUUGAUGGCGGACCAGGCGAAGAAGCAAUUGUUCAAAGAUAAUGUUAAGCCAGGCCAAUCGUUAUUAGUACAAACAAAUACAAAGAAUGAAACUAGUCCAAAAUCCACAAAUGGUGAAAUAACUCCAAAGACCCCGAACACAACGCCUAAGAAGAAUAAUAAUUCGCUCAUGUUGUUCUUUAGAAAGUUCUAUAGCCUAGCUGUGGUCCGCAUGAACGACCUUUGCAUGCGGCUUCGUCUCACUGAUGACGAGUUGAAGAGAAAAAUUUGGACCUGUUUGGAGUACUCCAUCAUGCAUCAGACGCAGCUGAUGAUGGACAGGCAUCUAGAUCAGAUCUUGAUGUGCGCUGUUUAUGUUAUUUGUAAGGUAUCGAAUAGCCCCAGCAAUCAAGUGGAGCGAACAUUCACAGACAUAAUGAGGUGUUACAGAGCACGGCCCCUCGCCGAUAAUCACGUCUAUAGAUCGGUGCUCAUUAGCACCAAGGAAGGUUCACCAGAAAGAGGAGACCUAAUCAACUUCUACAAUAGGGUGUAUGUCCAAUGUAUGCAGAACUUUGCGCUGCGGUUCACAGGAAGAAAUCGAGAUGAGAGCAGCCUAUCGCCGUUGCCAGCAGCGCGUGGCGACGCGACCUACUCCCCCGGCGGACAACGCGUGUCUGGCGCCCCUCAACUCUCCGUCAAGACCCUCACUGCCUCCCCGCCACCUCCCCCGCCUCACAAACACCAUCUCACUUAUCGGUUUAGCCGGAGUCCCGCUAAGGACUUGCACGCAAUAAACACGCUCGUGUCGUGCGAAGUGGGCGGGUUGAAGCGAGUGUCGGAAACUGAGGAAGUGGUAAAGCGAGCUCGCUGCGGAACUGCCGGAGUGGCCCGGAAGCUGCAGGGACUUGUCAGCGAUCGACAGGCUUUGUGAGAUGACAAAUUAAGCUGAUUUUUUUUCCAACAUUGAAAUUAAAACUAAAAAUCAAAGGCUCUCUAGGCGCUUAUUUUUGACGAAAUAUUUAAGAUCAAAUCAAUAUAUUUGCUCUUGCAAACUAUUUGACUAAGUGACGAAUGUAAUAAUUAAAUCAAAGAAAUGAAAAAAAUAGUCAUCGUUAAUUUUAAUACAAUUCUACAUGAGAGUAGUUUUAACCGGCUUUAAAAAGGAGGUUAUGAAUUCGACGUGUAAUUUACAAAAACACUAUUACAGUUAUGUAACAAUUUUGGGAGUAUGAAAUUUUGUAGCUAUAUAAUUUGACGAUCCGGUAAUGAAAUUUCAUAUACAGUAUAAACUCUUUAUAACGAAACUCUAGGGGCCGAACAUUUUUUGUCGUUAUAGAGAAUAGUGUAUCGCUUUAAAGAGUGUUUCAAUAUGUGGGUUUUAACGCAAAUCAACAAGUUGGGCUCACUUCAAUGUUACAAGGAGUUUAUUGUUAUAAAGAGUAACGUUUUAAAGAGUUUGCACUGUAUUUAAAAAAAUAUUUUCUUAACUUCUUGAAUUGAUAUUUCAAAUACUGGAAUAUAGAUUAUAUAUAUGGUGAGAAAAAUUAGUUUUUUGACUAAGCACGAACAUUAUUUAAAUGUAUGAGAAUGACAUGUCGUGUGUUAUGUGAACUAUACUCUGAUUUUUAAUUGCGUAGAAUUCUGACAGCUGUCGUUUUUUUGACAAGUCAGAGAUUACAAACCUUUUUGGCCUGGCACAUUUUUCAGUUACAUACAUUUUGUUUGUUUGUGAAAUUAUCCAUUUUAUUAAAUGCGGUAUUUAACAUUAUAAACAGUGGUUUAACUGAUAGAUAAUUACGGCCCUUUUCAUCAAUAACAGUAAAAAACGCACAAGGAAAGGUUUUGAAAGGUUUACUAAACCUGGAAUUAAUAGGCACUGAAAUAAAAUACAGUAAUUAAAGUUAUUUGAUAUAUUGAAAUAUUUGUUAUUUUUGUAUUUACCUAAGUAAAUAUUUAGAUUUACAUUUUUGUGGAUAAAACAUAAAUACAUAGCAUUUUAUUUUUUAUGGGUCAAAUUUGUCCAUUUUCCCUUCUCGGCGGAAAACUUUUUUGGUAGCAACACUUUUUUUUAUAACAAAGGGGGCAAAGGGGCAGGAGUUACCUGAUGUUAAGUAAUACCGCCGCCCAUGGACACUUAAAAUGCCAGAGCUUAUGAAAUGUCAGAAUUGUACGGAAUAAAAAAAAUCAAGAGUUUAAUACAAUUAAUUGAUUAAAAAGGCCAUAACCAUAGUAACACAUCUUUAGUCCAUUCAAUUAUCAAUUUAUUAAUAAUUUGAAAACUUUUGAUAGAUUCGCGAUUUGAGGUACAAAACGUAUGGCAGCGACAUCCGUACACUAGGUAUUUUAAUGUAUAGAUCCAUUCCAAAUUGUUUGAUAAGUAUUUGCUUGUCAAACAAUAAUUGAAAUAUAUUUAAAAAAAAUAAAAGAUUCAUUCAGUUAAUAAUAAAUGCUAUCAUGAUAAUUUUAUUCAAUACAUACUAAACAUGUAAACAUAGACAACACUGACAUACGGGUGAAGCCAGCGACCAGCAAAAUAUCGUUGAAAAAUUAAAUUAAAAAUUGCGUGAUAUUCGUAAAACAAUGGAAUAUAAAAAUGAAGUAUAUUGAUCUCAUUUAUUUAUGUUGAGCGUGAGUAUUAUGUAUAUUAAACGCCAUAUUUAAACAUUGCUCACAAGACCAUCGCACACAUGAUUUAAAUAUAUGUAUCAUGAUUUGUUAACUUUAAUACAAUCGAUAGUUACACAAAAUCAUAGGCAGAAAUCUAACCGAAAAAUGCGCUAUAUGACCCGCCUUUUACUUCUACAAAACAAUAUGGCGCGUUGUGUUAAUAACAAAUUCUAAUUAACGCCCGAACCCAAUAAUUAAUCCAUGAUCUGAGAUCGUUGAUUGUCAGAUCGUGACAGUCGAUCGAUCUCCUAGCUGCAUCAGGCGACGGAUGGAAUGCAAUCUUUUCGCUCUUUACACUUGUAUUUGAAAUAACUAUUGAAAUCUUAAAAAAGGAUAUUGGCGCAGUUGAACUGUCAUUUUCAUACAAAGGUCUAGGAUAGUAUAGACAGAUGGCUAUUACAAUCCGUCAAAAAUGGAUUGGUUAUUGGGUUUGGGCCUUAAGCAUUUAAAAGUUCCGGCUUAGUCGAGGGUAUUUUUAAUAUCGCGUCGAUUAAUUCCAUGUGUGCGUUGGGUUUAAUGUAUUUUAACUCGUUUCCACUGAAGGAAAAGAUUAGUUUAAUAAUGAAACGUGUAAACAAAAUCAUUUUUACAUACAUUGUGACUAUUAUUGUAAAUGUCUCAUUAAUCACAAUUUUCCUUUAAGAUUUUAAUCAUUUCUUUAGGUAUAUCUACCUAUAUUUAAGUUAAUUUCGACUGAAUGGUGUUAAUCAGUCUUUUAUUUGCUUCCAUCUAAUUAUAUUUUUAGCGUGUAAGUUGAUCAUUGAGACAAAUUUAAAUCAAUUACGGAAAUUCCAAUUUCAAAAUGUAUAUUUCGGAUGUAACCAAUUAUUUGUAAGGUCUUAAAAUAAAGUGAAAAGUUA
This is a messenger RNA of Pieris rapae (cabbage white), 5529 nucleotides long. RefSeq names its product retinoblastoma-like protein 1. Bases 222 to 2933 code for a protein of 903 amino acids. Lineage: Eukaryota; Metazoa; Arthropoda; Insecta; Lepidoptera; Pieridae. The transcript has 19 exons. Gene Ontology annotation, biological process: negative regulation of G1/S transition of mitotic cell cycle; regulation of transcription by RNA polymerase II; cell differentiation. Gene Ontology annotation, molecular function: RNA polymerase II transcription regulatory region sequence-specific DNA binding. The record is from RefSeq and is a predicted model, not a curated record. Gene Ontology annotation, cellular component: chromatin; transcription regulator complex; nucleus.